Molecule: messenger RNA, 1674 nt
Organism: Trypanosoma grayi
Lineage: Eukaryota; Euglenozoa; Kinetoplastea; Trypanosomatida; Trypanosomatidae
Product: leucine-rich repeat protein (LRRP)
Exons: 1
Coding region: 1-1674 (557 amino acids)
Biological process (GO): SCF-dependent proteasomal ubiquitin-dependent protein catabolic process
Cellular component (GO): SCF ubiquitin ligase complex
Molecular function (GO): protein binding
Source: RefSeq, a predicted model, not a curated record
AUGCCCGACACGGACGAGGUCCGCAUCGUUGGAAAGGCACUUGAGGGAAAGAACCUGAGGUCCCUUCUUGGGUGUGAGUCACCGACGCGGGUACACAUCGAACACUGCACUGGGGUCUGUGAUUUGCAAUUGUUUGCAAACCUACCGUCAUUGCAGGAAAUACAUGUGGAAGGGGAUGUUGAUGUGCAAAACUUUGCCUCCCUGAGUCAGCUCCCUUUGCUGCGGAAACUACUGCUAAGUGCUGUAAGCCUUAAAGAUGGUGACUUGCGUGACUUGGGACUCAUCCAGACACUGGAGGAUCUCUCUCUUUGCAACUGUGCCCAGAUAAAAGGUUGGGAAAGCAUUGGUCACCUCCCACGACUACGCUCACUUGAUUUAAGCUUCACUGGGAUCGGAGACGAAGAGCUGAGGGACCUCGCAGUGAGUCGAAGUCUCGUUAAGGUUGAUCUCGUCGACUGCAAGCAGCUGACGGAUGUGUCGCCGUUGGCAAAUAUCGAGACUCUUGAAGAGGUGAGCCUCGGCUACUGUGCAUGUGUGACAGGCCUUGGCGCUCUCGUCGGGCUGCCUAAGCUGCGUCACCUUUACUUGUGGUGUAGUGCCAUCACGGAUGAGUGCGUAAGGGAGCUCGGUGCGAGUCAAAGUCUUGUGAAGCUCGAUCUCGGAGGUUGUAAGCAGCUCUCGGAUGUAUCCCCAUUGGCGCGAAUCCAGACACUUGAGGAGAUCAACCUUCGAGUGAGCGAGGAGGUUUCUGUUGUCGCUGACCUUGGUAAGUUGCCUGUACUGCGCUCAAUAUAUUUGGCCCACACUGCAGUCACGGACGAGGGGCUGAGGGGGCUGGGUGCCAGUCGAAGUCUCGUCGAGAUUGCUCUCGAUAACUGCAUGUUGCUGACAGAUGUGUCCCCGUUGGCAUCCAUUGAAACACUUGAAGAGGUGAGCCUUGCGGAUUGUGAUGGGGUGACGGCCGUUGGCGCCCUUGGCAGGCUGCCUGCGCUGCGCUCGCUUGAUCUCUGCCGUUCUGGCAUCACCAACGAGGGUCUGGUGGGCCUCAGCGCGAGUCGCAGUCUCGUGAAGCUUGAGCUCAAGCGCUGUAGAUAUCUGACUGAUGUAACUUCUCUUGCGUCUAUUGAGACUCUUCAAGAGGUGAAUCUUCGCGGAUGCGAAUAUGUGAAUGCUUUCGGUGUUCUCGGGAGGAUGGCAAUGCUGCGCGUGCUUAAUUUGAGCUACACCGCACUCACGGAUGAUGACUUGAGGGGAAUCAGCGCGAGUCGCACUCUCGUGAGGAUUGAUUUCGGAGAGAACAAGCUUAUAAGAGAUGUGACUCCUCUUGCAUCCGUUUCGACACUGGAGGAGGUGAACCUUGCGGAUUCUGUGGGUGUGACGGGUGUUGGUGCCCUUGGCGCUUUGCCUGCGCUGCGCGUGCUUGAUUUAAGCCGCCUCUCUGUCUCAGACGACGACCUGAGGAGGCUCAGCGCGAGUGGCAGUCUCGUGAAUCUUGAUCUUGAUCACUGCGAACUUCUUACAGAUGUGACUCCUCUUGCAUCUAUUGAGACGCUUCGAGAGGUGAGCCUUUGCGGUUGCAAAAAUGUGAGGGGAUUGUCUGCAAUUGGGGGCUUGCUGCGACGACAUUCGUCUGAUUUGGUCUCAUCUGACACCGUGGACGAAGAAUCCAUGUGA